Messenger RNA from Phodopus roborovskii (desert hamster), 766 nucleotides. RefSeq names its product pancreatic progenitor cell differentiation and proliferation factor (gene Ppdpf). The transcript is spliced from 5 exons. Gene Ontology annotation, biological process: cell differentiation; multicellular organism development. The coding region runs from base 199 to 549 and encodes 116 amino acids. NCBI's taxonomy places the organism in Eukaryota, Metazoa, Chordata, Mammalia, Rodentia, Cricetidae. The record is from RefSeq and is a predicted model, not a curated record.
GUUGUGGUCGGUGCAGGCAAGAGUAGGUACGCGCGUGCGCAUAGCGCAUGGGUCGUAGCGCUGAAGGCUCCCGUGGAUUAUCCCUGCAAAUGGGUUCCGCGGCCUAGCGCCCCACGCAUUACCACCCGUGAUCGUGCACCAAGGUCUGCGAGGAGGGGUCGCCGCCGAGAUCUCUCCACAGCGCGCGGGUCCUGAAGUAUGGCAGCCAUCCCUUCCAGCGGCUCGCUCGUGGCUACCCAUGACUACUAUCGGCGACGCCUGGGCUCCUCGUCCAGCAACAGUUCCUGCGGAAGUGCAGAGUACCCCGGGGACGCCGUGCCUCACCCCCCGGGUCUCCCCAAGGCCGACGGUGGCCACUGGUGGGCCAGCUUCUUUUUCGGGAAGUCCACCCUCCCAUUCUUGACCACAGUGUUGGAGUCUCCUGAACACUCGGCAGAAUCCUCCCAGGCCUCCAGAAGCCCGAUCACCCGUGGCCUGGCUCCUGAAACCAUGAAGCAGCAGCAGCCAGUCAUCGACCCUGACCAGGCCAACACGAGGGCCCCGUCCUGACCUAGCAGAACUUCAGCAAACUCAACUUCAGCGGUGCUAGGCCAGAGCCCGAUCCAUGCACCCUACCCUGUAAAGUAGGAAGGCUGUAGCAAGCAAUAGACACCAGCUGGAGAGAGCCCCUCCCCCACACACACACCUGGUUCACAGCACUGAGCUUUCCUGACCCCAUAACUGUGCCUUGCACCGAGCAGAAAAUAAACUCCCAGCAGCCCUCCUC